AGCAAAUCCUCGGCCCUCCACUCGUGGAACAUCUGCUGGACGCGUGCUAUCGCUUGCAUCAAGAUGGAGCGGGAAGUACAACAGCUCGUCGAAAUGGGCGCGACAAUUGCCCAGGCGCGGGCGGCCCUCAAGCAACAUAGAGAUGUUAUGGAAGCAGCUGAACGAAUAUUUGAUGGGAGCUUCGACCAUAUUGUCGACGAGGACGGCGAUGUGCCCAUGUCCUCCGCGGAGACUGUUCAGCAGAAGCCAAGAAUGAUGACACCCCACGACGAGGAAGACGAUGACCCAGCAUCAGAUGCAGGCGAGGAUGAGGGUGACGACGAAGAUUAUAUUGACUAUGACUAUGACUCCGACUUCGAGGAGAAAGUCGGCGAGUCUAACGGAGCAGCCGUCGAUCCAUACGCAGGCAUCUUCUUCUCCAAGGACCGACGAGAAGAGGUCAUUGAAGUAGAGGAAGAACCUGAGAUGGUCAUCAUGUCUGGUGGUAGCGAGAAGGUACCUUUGAUGACGCAAGGGCAGUGGAUGAAGGGCUGCCCAGAGGGCAGCGAACAGAGCUUUUUGUUCAGCCUCUACAGGGAACUUAGCGAAGGCGAAUGCCCGUGUCCACAUGGCUGCGGCGCGUCAGUCAAGCGCAAGAAGAGCGACUUCUUCGUGCUAUUCCCGACAUUCCCCGCAUACAUCAAGCACUUGCGGUCAAUAGUGCCCCGGACGUGUAGUCAAUGUUCCAAGACCUUCUGCUUCGCUUGCGGAGAGUCUAGCACGCCUAGCCACACCAAAGUUCCGGGCCCUCUCGACGUUGACGCGUCGCUCUUCCAUUGCGCCAACCUGCAAGGCGCUAUCCUAGGUGUUGGACUGGCUACUCUUGAGAAGGCCUAUGUAGAUGAGGUCCAAGACGCCUCCGCCAGCUCGAAAUCUGAAGACCGGUCAAUCAGGAAGAAGCGUAAGAUGGAGGCCCCGCCAAUUGCGAUGCCUGACAUGAACGACGACGAGUAUGAUGACGACGAUGCCUACUUCACGGUCCCCGUUCAAGGCAAAAAGGCCAAGCUAGGCACAGGUUACGCCGGCGAUGCCAGGGAAGACAUGACAGGACAACUCGAGGCGAUGAACGCUCAACGCAACAAAGACGAGAAGCUGGCUUCGUUGCUCUCACAGAUCCGCACGUUCCUCCCGUCGGUCAAUCGAGAUAACGGAGGACACUCCAGUGAUUACCUGGUGCACCCAACCGCACUUGCUCAUCUCCGCCGACGGUUCAACUUCGUCAGCAGCCAGCUUCUGCGCAAUGACUCUUUGACCGACAUGUCAGAUCGCUCUAUACUGUACUUCGAGCUCUUCGAGUGGCUAGAGACGAUCUCCAGCCACGAAGCCCUCGCUAGUAUGAUGGCUAUGCCUAUCAUGGUCGUGACGUCCGUGAAGGCUGUUGCCGGGAAGAAGUCUACCUCCAAAGGCAGUCCUCGGAUUCGCGAACGUACCAUCGUCUACGAAGGUAGUUCCGGGCCGCGCGAACUUCUUGAAGCCAUCGUCAUCCAGGCACAGGCUGCGCUCAAAGGUUUGGAAGGUAUGAAGGUUGCCGAGGUGGAGAACACAGAGAUGUCCGAGGAACAGAAGCGUAUGACCGCCGACGAGAAGGGCAAGGCGAAGGACGAUGGUGCGGUCACGUCGGAGGAGAACCGCAAGCUCCUCACCUUCUGUCAGCGCAUCAUGAACACUGCGAGCGCGAUCGACCGGUCGCUCGUCGAGACCAAGGGCAAGGCGUUUGUCGACCGGCUCCAUGCCGCGCUCCCGAAGAUUCCCGGUACGACGACAAACCAAGGGGAUGGCGCCCCUGUCAAUGCCGGCGAGACCGAGGAGAGCGCGAUGGAAGCUUACAUGAAAUGGGCGGGUCGCGUCCGCUUCGAGUACUGUGACCUCACUGUCCCCGCACCCGCGAACGCAACGGGUGACGAGGAUCUGACGCCAAACUACAAGUUCUACUUCAACAACGAGGCUCGCAUGCUCGCCAACUCCGAUAUCCCGAAGCGAUCCUUGGCCAUUGCGAAGGAGCUUGCCGUUCUUACCACAAACCUACCGGUCGCCUGGAAUUCUUCGAUCUUCCUGCGUGUGGACGAGACGCGGGUGGACGUCAUCAAGGCUCUCAUCACUGGGCCGGAAGGGACUCCGUAUUACAACGGCUGCUUCUUGUUUGACGUCUUCUUGGGUCCGAACUACAACCAGUCGCCGCCCAGUGUGAAGUAUAUGACGACCAAUGGCGGGAAGUACCGUUUCAACCCCAACCUAUACGCGGAUGGCAAGGUCUGCCUGUCGCUCCUGGGCACCUGGUCUGGGCCGGGAUGGAUACCCGGCAAGUCGACACUGCUCCAAGUGCUCAUCUCGAUUCAGUCCAUGAUCCUAUGUGAAGAGCCGUACACCAACGAGCCUGGCUGGGCGGCUAGCAGCGGGAGUCCCAAGUCUGUUGCAUACUCGGCGAACAUCCGUCGAAUGGUGGUGAGGACUGCGAUGCUCGGCAACUUGAAGAACCCUCCAGAGCCUUGGGCGGACGUCAUCCGCACGCACUACCGACUCAAAGCGAACUCCAUCAAGGCCCAACUGGACAAGUGGCUGGCCGACGACGAUGGCGUUGUCACUGUCGGGGACGGCGCGUUCCACCAGAAGGCCGUCGCAUCAGGCAGUUCGAACGGCCUGGCCGAGGAUGUUGCGGAGCUGAAGGCGUUGCUCACGAAGCUACAAACGGGCGAGUAUCCCGCUACAUCUUCUUAGGUCUGGUACCUGGUUUCUGGUGUCUGGACUUGGCUUCGAGGCAAGAGUCACCUAUCCCCAAACUCUUUUGUCGCGUCUGUUUGCUGUCUCUCGCAGUGUAAUCAUAUGUAACCAUCAAGCAACGAAUUAGAAACACC
Molecule: messenger RNA, 2891 nt
Organism: Trametes versicolor FP-101664 SS1
Lineage: Eukaryota; Fungi; Basidiomycota; Agaricomycetes; Polyporales; Polyporaceae
Product: ubiquitin conjugating enzyme family protein
Exons: 16
Coding region: 64-2754 (896 amino acids)
Molecular function (GO): ubiquitin conjugating enzyme activity
Source: RefSeq, a predicted model, not a curated record